Messenger RNA from Umbelopsis ramanniana AG, 2558 nucleotides. RefSeq lists its product as uncharacterized. The coding region runs from base 29 to 2185 and encodes 718 amino acids. The record is from RefSeq and is a predicted model, not a curated record. Lineage: Eukaryota; Fungi; Mucoromycota; Umbelopsidomycetes; Umbelopsidales; Umbelopsidaceae. Gene Ontology annotation, molecular function: protein binding; histone acetyltransferase activity. Gene Ontology annotation, cellular component: transcription factor TFIIIC complex. The transcript is spliced from 16 exons. Gene Ontology annotation, biological process: transcription initiation at RNA polymerase III promoter.
CCGGCUACAAGUAACAGAAACUGUGUACAUGGAUCAGCUACCGUCUGCUCCCAUAGUUUCCCAACCAUUCAAACCCGAUUCUAUCACUUGGUCAGACGACAAUAAAAUAGCGAUAACAACGGCCAAUGCAGUUCAAAUCUAUACUCCUGCAGUAAGCACCAAGGACGACAAGACCGCCAUUCAAUAUCGAAGUGUAACAAUAAGAUGUGAGGAUCAAGACGAAUCUGCUCGCUUCGAUACAACAGAAAGUCAAGCAUCUCCUUUCAUGACUUCAUAUUCUGUAUACAAUGGGUUUCGAUGUGCAGCAUGGGCCCCAGCUAACUGCUGGAAUCCAGCAAGAUGUACUAUAGCUAUAGUCACCAUUAGUCAUAAGGUAUUGAUUUUUCAAGAAGGCUCUGCUGCUGACGAUUCUGAAUGGAAUCAGGUGGAAGAUAUAACUCCUCACUUGGGGACAAGGAAAGACACCAUGACGCAUAUUCUAUCUGCUGCUUGGUCGAAGGCUGUUAUUCGACAAGACGAGUGUUUUGGUGCGCUUGCGUUAGGAAGCAAAUCGGGUCACAUCACGUUAUGGAGCCCUCAGUUGAAAAGCGAAAUUGUAUUCCGUCAUCCUAUUUUUGAUGGUCCUAAUGCUUGGAUAACCAUACUCGAAUGGUCUGAUUGGCGAAGUGAUGGGGCAGGCCACUCUGCAUUUUUAAUUGCUGGCGCAUCAAAUGGAAGGGUAGCAACAGUCAAAGUCGAUUUGGUUGGACGCAAACUCCAUAUGACCACAUUAGACACCUUCUUCCUCGAUGAUAGCCGAAUUCCUACUCUCAUAAAGAUCACAGGCUCAUCUGAGCCCGGAUGUCAACUCAAAGUUGCAGUGACGAAAAGCACUAGCGUUUCAGUUGGCUUAUUUACCUGUGAAAAGGAUGGGAGCUUAAAUCUGAAUCACGGAAAAUGGAUACAACGAAAUAUGCAAAUAUCAGCCUACUUUUCAGGCGCUAUUUGGUCCAAGGAUGGCAAAUACCUACAUCUCUUCUCCUCACAAUACACCAACUAUUCCUUAAUCAUUGACGGCUUCGAGAUAAAGGUGGAUGAAGAGUUUACUGAAGAAAUCCGUAAUCGAACGAACAAGGCUUUGCGUACUCAAGCUUACGAAAUGGCAAAGAAAGUAAAAAUAGAAUCGCAGUCGAAUGAGUCCUACCGAGCUGAGAUUUGGGGGUUGGCUCCGUCGCCCAAUGGCGUAUAUUUUGCACUGUGUUAUACACUGUCUCCUACGAUAGAUAGAGACAUGAGAGAAUCCGGUCUGGACUCUUGGUGUGCAUGCGUAUUGAGCAUAGAGGAUGGCGCAACAGCAAGACCUAUGGUAUCUCAAAUAAUCCAUCAUAAUCUAACGCAAUGUACGAAAGUGGAAGACCUGCUGGAUUUGGUGGACUAUCUGGCUGUCUAUGAUGCAGAAGUUGGUUUAGAUAAGCUACUCUUUGAUGUGAAAUCCACUUUAGAUGCGCAAAUGACGGAACAACAUGACUCUACAUUCACUGAGCAUCUGCAGUCAUGGGUGGAUAAGAAUCCAGCGAUUUACCUGUCCCAAGUUCUAGUCUACAUAUCUGAACAAAUGAAGGCAUACACACUAUCAACUUCCCUCUCUGAGAAAGCAAAAGCACAGGCUGCCAAAGCGAAGCAUAUUAUCUCUGGCUUCUACAUCCAGUAUAUCCUUCAGCUCCUUCUUAGUUGUCCUGAAUCGCAAUGGCUUGCGUUGAAUCAACAAGAGCGAUGCAACGAGCUUUUAAUUGCAGAUUCUGUCUUGCUGUGGCAUCCCCAAAACACAGAGCUCUUGAAAAGUGCCUUACGUGUAUACCAACGCCUUAGCGAGCACAAAAUCAUGGCGGACUCCACUGAACUCGAGAUGACAUCUAACUUGUUGAACAAGAAGAGAGUCUCCAUCGAUGCGAAUGAGUUACCACCAAGAGAGCAAUGCCCAGCUUGCAAAGAUCUGAUCUCUUUUCAUUCUGAAGCUGUAGCCGUGUGUCCAAAUGGUCAUAUGUGGGAGAGAUGCCAGCUCACAAAAGUAGUCUUGGAUUCACCCGACGUCCGAUCUUGCCCCACGUGUAGCUGCAAGAUCAAAGCCCCAACUCCAGCCGCUGGGAUAUUCAACAACGUCCUAGUUGCUUGUACGAAUUGCAUGUAUUGCGGUUCUUCCAUAUAAAAUUGAAAGUAUACUACUACGAAGUUUGUGUCAUUAGGGAUCAAGUGUAGAUAAUAAACAAUUGAUGAAAUCAAAAAGGAAGCAAUAAAUCAAAAAUAACAAAAUGAUAUGUGGUUUCAUCACAUUAUACGAACGUAUUUUAAGUUAGAAUUUUCUUUUACGGGUAUGAAAUGAUAGCCGAUAUGGGUGGCAUAUCGCUAAGGUAUCAUCGAUGGAUAUAACGCCGUCUUCGCUGGCACAGAUCGUCAGCUUUCCUUACAAAGCGUUCUUGCUAGUGAGGUAUUCGAAUCUCUUGUAUGUGUAGCCUACAAAUGCUAGAUCGGCUUGUGCGUCCGACGGAUGUGGUUGAGAGUCUAAGGAUAAACAUUAGUUA